Messenger RNA from Anthostomella pinea, 636 nucleotides. Lineage: Eukaryota; Fungi; Ascomycota; Sordariomycetes; Xylariales; Xylariaceae. The record is from the annotation of a GenBank genome assembly.
AUGUCGAACCGGCAGCAGGCCCGCGAUAUGCAAGUCGAGUUCCAAGCUCGCCUGCCGCAGUUCCAAGCGAAGCAGGCGCGCCGCGAAGCCCAGAAAGCCGCCAAGCAGGACCCCCAGCUGAAGAAGCAGAUCCAGGACCUGCUGAAGAAGGGCGACACGGCCAAGGCGUACCAGAAGGCCAAGAUGCUGCUGUCGAAGCAGUCGCUCGCGCAGCAGAUGGACCAGAUGGCCGACAUGGCCGAGCUGAGCCUCGCCCAGAUCCAGGCCAACAACAGCAUGAACCGCAUGACGCACAUGAUGGGCCAGUCGUCGCGGACGAUGAACGCGGCGCAGAGGAACAUGAACCCCGAACGAACCCUCAUGACGCUCGAGCAGUUCAAGCAGCAGAACGAAGAAUACGCCGUGAACAACGGCAUCUACCAGGACGCGAUCCAGCAGACGACAUCGCAGCAGGUGUCGGAGGACGCCGUACACGAGCUCCUCGGCAAGCUCGCCGACGACGCCGGCGUCCAGCUCAACACGGAGCUCAACGCCGCGCAGCCCAGCAAGGCCGACCCCGCCCCCGCGCAGACCAACGAGCCCACCGCCGAGGAGGAGGACGCGCUGCAGCAGCGGCUGCGGGCACUCAGGGCUUAG